This is a messenger RNA of Rhea pennata, 2606 nucleotides long. Its product is annotated as discoidin, CUB and LCCL domain-containing protein 1-like. The transcript has 17 exons. Gene Ontology annotation, molecular function: signaling receptor activity. Gene Ontology annotation, cellular component: plasma membrane. The record is from RefSeq and is a predicted model, not a curated record. NCBI's taxonomy places the organism in Eukaryota, Metazoa, Chordata, Aves, Rheiformes, Rheidae. Bases 1 to 2520 code for a protein of 839 amino acids.
AUGGCUACGGCGGGGGCUCGCAGCCGCCCACGCUGGGCGCCCGAAGCCGCAGGAGGAACGGGAGGUGCGAAAGUGCUGCUCGUUCUCGCGGUCAAACCACCGAGCAGCUCCACGCGCCACCUCCCACCUCCUCGGUCGCCCGAGGACUGCGGCGCCCGGCCGCGAGCGCCCGACACCACCGCCGAGGCCACUGUGACCCGCGAGCGCCGGCGCCGAUGCGCCCGCGACACGGGCCCGUAUCCCUCAUCUGCCGCCAGCUUGGCAACUGCUUCUCCCUUCCGGAGGCCGCGCUGGCGAGUCCCCGGCACGCGUCGGGCUGGCGCUGCAGCUGCCGCCUCCCGAGCCGAGGAAGCGUGCAAAAACCCCGGCACGAGCAGAAAUCCACGUCCUGGGAAAACUCGCUACCACGUGGCGGCGCUGGGAGAUGGGGACGUUCAGUUAAUCAGAUCCAGCAAGAAAUCCCCGCCGGUGCCCAGCGCCCGGCGCUUUCCAAUCGGCUUUUUUGGGACGUGCCUGGAGGCAGCGAGCCUGGAGAAAAGCCGCCGUGGUGCCGGGCGCUGGCAGGCUGCGGCCAGGGGCUCGCGGGAGCCUCUCGGUGCCGUUUCCUCCGGGAAUCGCCAGCGACGAAGCCCCAACGGGGACGGCUGCGGCCACACCGUGCUGACGCCCCGCGGCGGGACGCUGAGCUCCAAAAACUACCCGGGCACCUACCCCAACCACACGGGCUGCCGGUGGCGGCUGCGGGCGCCGCCGGGCGCCUCGCUCGUCCUGGCCUUCGGCGACGUGGACCUGGAGCCGUCGGAGGGCUGCGCGGCCGGCUCCCUGCGGCUGCUCGCCGACGCCGGCGCCGCCUACGGGCCCUACUGCAGGAACGCCGGUCCCGCGGCCCCGCUCCUGGUGACCAACGCCAGCGCCGUGACGGUCCUGUUCAACAGCACCAGCCACCGCUCCGGACGGGGCCUCCUGCUCUCCUACGCCACCUCCCAGCACCCAGACCUGGUCUCCUGCUUGGUGAAAGGCACCCACUACGCGCAGGAGCACAUCAGCGUGUACUGCCCCGCCGGCUGCAAGGGCAUCGCCGGGGACAUCUGGGGCAACGUGCACCAAGGCUACCGAGACACCUCGGUGCUGUGCAAGGCGGCCGUGCACGCCGGGGCGAUCGCCGACGAGCUGGGCGGGCAGGUGGCCGUGACGCGGGAGAAGGGCGUCACGCUCUACGAGGCAGCCUUCGCCAACGGGCUCCGCUCCAAAAGGGGCUCCCUCUCCGAGAAGCGGCUCGUGUUCCACCGAGCCUGCGGCGAUGCCCUCGCCGUGGCCGCCUUCAACGCCUCGUCCUCCUGGCACGAGGUGGACGCGCUGGGGCAGCUCCGCGCCUGGACGGCCGAGCGGGCCGAGCUCGGCGCCGCCGGCCGCUCCUGGGCCGCCGCUCCGGGCUCCGAGGCCGCCUGGCUGGAGCUGGACCUGGGCGCCCGCAGGAACGUCACAGGGAUUAUCACCAAGGGAUCUUCGGAGGAGUACGACUACUACGUGGAGUCCUACCGGGUCUCCUCCAGCCGGGACGGGAAGAACUGGAGAACCUACAAGGGCAGCGGCGGGCAGGAGGACAAGGUCUUCGAAGGCAACGCCGACAGCCGCGAGGAGGUCGCCAACGCCUUCAUCCCGCCCGUGGUGGCCCGCUACGUGCGCAUCACGCCCCAGCGCUGGCACCAGCGCAUCGCCUUGAAGGUGGCCCUGCUGGGCUGCCAGCCGGCGCGGAUGAGGGCGCCCCGGCCCUACGCGCCCAGCGCCCCGAAGGAGGUCCCCGUCCCCCCCGGCAGCCUGGCCACCCGCACGCCCGUGCCCGGCGUCGCCCUGGACCCAGAGAAGGCAGGCUCCGCGCUGCUGGUCAUGCUGCUCGUCGGCGGCUUCGUGCUGCUCUGCUCCGGCCUCCUGCUGCUGGCUUUCCUCUGCCACCGGAAAAGGAAGCCCGCGGCCGAGCUGCACUGCGGGCUGGCGGAAGGGCACCCCACACCGGAGCCGAGCCUGCCGCCCGCCGGCUCCGCGCUGGCCUCCUUCCCCGCGCCGCCGGACCUCGGCGCCGACCCCUCGGCAGAGUACGCCGAGCCGGACAUGCUGCAGGCGAGCCCCGGCGGCCAGACGGGCCCCUCCACCUUCAAGCCGCCCCCGGAUGAAGGCUACGCGCUGCCGCUGGUCGCGAGCCACUACGAUGUGCCGGGGAAGCACCACGAGUACGCGGAGCCGCUGCCGCCCGAGCCCGAGUACGCCACGCCGUUCAGCGAGCAGGCGCCCGAGCCAGCCGGCACCCCGAGCCGCUCCGGGUGCCUCGGCUCGGCGCGGUACCACUCGCCCGCCCCGCGGCCCGCGGAGGCGCCCGGCGGGCUCUGUGCACCCCCCCGGCCGGAGCGGACUGCCAGCCCCGGCGGGGACUCGGUGGCCGGGGCACCCGCGCCCUCUCCACGGGGGUCCCAUUUCCAGCUCGCAGACUGUGCGCUCUCGCACGUGUACCACGAACCCUUGUGAAGCCGCAGGGGGGGAGAUGGCCUCCGCCGCGCCGGAGGACGCAGCUGCCCUGUCAGCGGGGAGAAGGCGAAGGGGAAAGCGCGGCC